AAUAUAGGCUAAAAUAAUGCUCUCUUUCUUAUUUUAGGGACCUGUGGGAUUUAAGAAUCUCGCCUAAAAAAAUUUGCUACUUCUACAGCCUUCCAUCUUAGUGUGCAAUUGAUGAUUCCACUUGAAAUACCUAUCUGAAGAAACUAACAGUAGGCAAGGUGUAAUUGCUUUUUAAAAAUGUUAAAAGUUCAGCAGUGUGUAACAGCUGACAGAAUGCACAAGAAAAGGCCAUAUAUUUGUGACAUUUGCUAUAAACAGUUUGAAACUCCAUCAAAAUUAGCUAGGCAUUAUCUGAUACAUACUGGUCAAAAGCCAUUUGAAUGUCAUGUAUGCCAUAAAACAUUUAGGCAGCUAGUCCACCUGGAGAGGCAUCAGCUAACUCAUAAUCUGCCUUUUAAGUGUAUUGUCUGUCAUAGAAACUUCAAAAACUUAAUCACUUUCUUAAAGCAUCAGCAGCUUCAUAAUGAAAAUUAUCAGAAUGAUACCAAGCAAGCAGAAAACUCUGUGAAUUUUGAGCAAGACAGGGUCACUUCUGGCAUAUUUCGAUGUGCUAUGUGCUGGAAGUCUUUUACAACUGAAGACAGGUGGAUGCUGCAUCAGUGCCUGAAGGCAGAUCAUCUACAUGGUGCCAGAAGGAGAAAGAAAACUCACGCUUGUGAAUCCUGUAACAAGACAUUUCCAUCAAGAUCUAAGCUAGAAAGACACUUCCUUAUUCACACUGGCCAGAAACCUUUUAAGUGUUCUUCAUGCGGUAAAUCUUUCAGACAGUCAACGCACUUGAAAAUCCAUCAGCUCACACACACAGAAGAAAGGCCUUUUCAGUGCUGCUUUUGUCAGAAGGGGUUUAAAAUACAGAGCAAACUCAUGAAGCACAAACAGCUCCAUGCCAGAAAUAAGACUUUCCCCAAUAUUUUAUACAAAGCAAAGACUCUUAAAUAUCCCAGACCACAGAACCUGUUGGAAGAAAAGAGAGAGAGUUUUGAGAAUGCUGACACUUAUGAGUCACAGAAGAAUGACCCACAUGAUGUUCACUCGAUUUAUAUUGUACCCUUUCAGUGCCCAGCAUGUGAGCAGUGUUUUGAAACGGAGCAGGUUCUAAAUUUGCACAAAUGUUGUUAUCUGAGAGACGGCAAAAGUUCAAAUAAUGGUACAACAGCACGCAGCCACACAGUCAGCAAGAAAAAUAAGAUUCUGAUGAAGCUGAAGUGUACUGGAGGAAAGGCAACAGAUUUUUCUCUGUUGGACAGAAAAAAAAUAAAAACGGGUCUCUUUAAAAGUCCUGACCUGGCUGCAGCUAGAGAUCAGCGUUCUGAUCAGCAUGCUUCCACUAAACCUUUCAAGGAUUGCCAUAGCAAGCUUGACAUGCACAAGGCACUUAGCAAACGUUCUUUUCAUCCGAUUAUUGUGCCAUUACCUUGGCAAGAGCACCCGCAACCUCAUGACUUUGGAAUUAAUUUAAAAGGUAUGCUUACUGGUGAAAGCAUGUUAAACAUCGAUGAUUCACUGCAUAAUAAAGAUGACGCUUUUUAUGGUUCAUCAGAUGAUGGUUUCUUUGAUAAUCCAGAAGUACUUCACUGUGCUUUUUCAGCUUCUGCUAAAAAUAUACAUAACAGACACAAAGUGUGUAAAUGUGACAGAUGUGAAAAAAUCUUUCCAUCUUCAUCCAAACUUCAAAGACAUUAUCUUAUACACACGGGACAGAAGCCCUUUGGCUGUAAUGUUUGUGAGAAGACAUUUAGACAGUCAGCUCACUUAAAAAGACAUCAGCUCACCCAUACUGAAAAAAGACCCUAUAAAAGCCCUGUUUGCCAGGUAGAAUUUGAAAACCUCAACAAACUUUUCAAUCAUCAGGGAGAUCACAUUGAAUUUAAGUCUUCUCAGCCUGUGGGUUAUUCUCAAACACCUUCACAGGCAUCUGGCUUUCAAGAAUUUGAGCUGAUUGAGUCAAACCAAGCAGCUGAAAUCAAAGUUGAAAUCGAGUCAGGGGACUUUGUUCUUGACACCAUCAGUAGAAACACACAGCCGUAUUUUUGUAGUAAAUUGUUGGAAACAGAGCAAAGCUGUUACAGUUAUUGGCAUGAUUUUUCUGAAGGUACUGAAAAAAGUGAAGUUGUUAAAAAACUGUAUCAAUGCAGUAUCUGCUUUAAAACUUUUAAAUCACCUUCUAAGCUUGAAAGACAUUACCUAAUGCAUGCUGGACAGAAGCCAUUUGAAUGUUUAGUUUGUGGUAAAAAUUUCAGACAGGCCCCGCAUUUGAAAAGACAUCACCUUAUUCACUUUAAAGAGAGAUUAAAGCUGAGUUCCACUGAGCUACAACCAGAGAAUAUAUUGUUUUUAUCAAAACUGGAUAAUGCCCUAUGAAAUUAUAUAUUAAAUUAUUUGGGUGCAUAAUUGUUAAAAGGCUUAUGUUAGACCAAACAAUUGACUGAAGGGGAUUAUCUUUUUCUAUUAUGGACAUGACCUGGUGAAAAGUUAAUUUACUGUCUUCAGAACUGUCUGCUUGAUAUAAUUUGUGAUGAAGGUGAGAAUAUGUUUAAAAGAAAAAAACAUGCAACAAAAAAGCCACUUUGCAUUUCUUUUCCUAAAUUGAUUUAUAAAUACACAUUCUUACUGUAUUAGUAGUGUUGCAGCAAUCUGCAAUGCUCUAUGAAUCAGGUAUUUUUAAAGUUAUACCUUUUCCUGUAUAGUAUUUUAUGACAUUAUGCUGUCCAGUGAUAACUAUCAGGAAAGUAAAGAUAAAAAUGUAAUUUCCAGAACACAGAGAAAAUGGUCAUUUUACUUUCUUCUGGCUCCUUGUAUGUUACAAACAAAGGACGCUUGCUGUAUUUAUUUCAUACUUCUAAAAAACCCAACAGUUAUUUUUAGAUAAAAGAUGCAAAAAAGAAGAAAGUAGAAAAAGGAGAAAAAGUUUAAUGAGAAAAAAUGUUGAUGUGACAUUAUAGAACAGUUAAUAGAAAAAAAUUAACUGCUUUGUAAUGUGCUUGGAGGUCUAUGGAUGAGGAAUUAGAUCUUUUCCCUUUUUGUGAUAAAAUAUAAGUAGACAUUGUUAAAAUAGCAGGGUUUAUAAUCAAUCCAUUUCACCACUUCAUUAUCUCCACUUCUUUGUAUAUCCCUUGCCUUUUCUAGCUUUUCUGGCCAAUUCGUAUAGUACUGAACUAUUUUUCUGCAAGAAAAGAGGACAAGGAAUUAUCAUUAAUAUUACAAACGGGCUUACUAUCUGUUCCAGUCUCCUUUCCUUCUAGUGUACAUAUUGCACCAGUAAAAGAAAUGUUCUCUAAGAUGUGAUGAUAACUCAGACGAGCAAUUCUGUCGGGAAUUCAUGUUCUCGUUACAUUAAAUAUAAGAGACUGAAAAUUACUUUUAGCUCAAAUUAAGUAAUUCUGAUUUUGUAUUAAUAGAAUCUGUAGUUAUACUUUCUGCUAAGUAGAGAGCUUUGCCCGUUGUGCCUGUGGGGCUGGCAAAAAUUGUAAGUGCAGUGGAGCUUUAUUCAUUAUGAACAAGAAUGAAGUUUGUUUCUUUUUUUUUUUCCUCUGCAAAAACUACAUUUUAGGAUAUUUUCCUUUGUUCUGCAACUUCUGAAUAGUUGAAACCUGAAGUUUUUAAUCCUAUUUCUAAACGUAUCUGUAAGAUACAUGGCAUUCUUUUCACUAUUUAAAUAGAUCCAUAUUUAUUUAAGUAAAAUGGUUUUGAUUUUUUUUUUUUUAA
Messenger RNA from Gavia stellata (red-throated loon), 3705 nucleotides. It is a transcript of the gene ZNF770, whose product is annotated as zinc finger protein 770. Lineage: Eukaryota; Metazoa; Chordata; Aves; Gaviiformes; Gaviidae. The transcript has a single exon. Gene Ontology annotation, molecular function: DNA-binding transcription factor activity; RNA polymerase II cis-regulatory region sequence-specific DNA binding. The coding region runs from base 178 to 2361 and encodes 727 amino acids. Gene Ontology annotation, biological process: regulation of transcription by RNA polymerase II. The record is from RefSeq and is a predicted model, not a curated record.